GCCCACUGACUAGACGGGAAAACAACUCCAUGCCGCACUCUCGGGCGAAUUCACAGCAGGCACUUCAAAUUGGCUCGGGGCCGUUAUGAUUUGCGCAUAAUGUCGGCAGAUGUCGGAAUCCAGAAAUUCUCCUUCCCCUUCUCCUGCUCUGGCCGGCAGACUGACGAGAGCCAGACGGGAUGCAUCCAGGUGAAGGCCCCGGAGCUCAGCGGGCUUACAGAAAAUCCUCUUUUAAGCAGGCCGAGCGUUGUUGCCUUUGAGGGGAUUUUGGCAGCCUGCGCCAACCCAACAUCCCCCGCUCCCAAAACCCCCACCAUGGAGGUCCAAGCCCCACAGAGCGCCGUGCUUUCCCGACGCAGCGUCUUUGAGAAGCUGGCGGCCGAGGCCGAGGACCAGCGUCCCACGGCCAAGAGGCAGCUGUCGUCCGAGAGCGCCUCCAGGAACAUCGCGGUGGUGAAGAAGAGCGCCGUGAGGGCGGAGGAGCCGCAGAGCGACCUCAAACCCAAAGCACAAGUCACACUGAGGCGCACAGUCACGGCUUCAGUGAGAAGGAGGAAGACGCGGAAAGAUCUCUUUGCCAACUCCAACAUCUUCCACCGGCUGGAUUCGCAUGUCAUCAGGGUGGGUGCAGAGCUUAAGGAAAAAGACGUUCGUGACGUGGCGACCAUUGUCCAGAACAUUGCCAGCAUUGCCAAGACCGAGUUGGAGAAGAUCCGCGCCAUCUGGGUUUGGCUUUGUUAUAACAUCGAGUACGACAUCGGCGGCUACCUGGGACGAUCGGAGAAGCUGUGCUCGCCGGAGGAAGUGAUCGCGACUGGUCGCGGGGUUUGCUGCGGCUACUCCAGCCUCUGUCUGGAAAUGUGCAGGUUGGUGGGCAUCGAGUGCCAAGAGGUGGCGGGCCACAGUAAGGGCAUCGGCUACCGCCAGGGGCAGAGCCUCCGGAACGUGAAAUCGGAUCACCUAUGGAACGCCGUGCUCUUAGGUGGACAGUGGUUCCUAAUGGACGCCUGCUGGGGAGCCGGACGGGUGGACAUGGAACACGAGAGCUUCGUCAAAAGGUUCGACGACUUCUAUUUCCUGACGGACCCGGAGGAGUUUAUCGAGUCGCACUUUCCGGACGAAGAGCGAUGGCAGCUUCUGGAGGUGCCCGUCAUCCUGGAGGACUUUGAGAAGCGAGUCUUCAAGACCUCAGCCUUCUUUGACAUUGGGCUCCGGCUCCUUCAGCCUCAUCACUGCCACCUCGUCACCGAUGAAGGCGAGGCCAACAUUUCCAUAAGCUUCUCGCGGCCUGUGACCUUCACCUACGAGAUCACGCCGCAGCAGGACUUCCUCCACUCGGGUACACCGGAACACAAGGAGAGUGGCCACUCGUCCUUCGGCAUCCUCAGGGUGUCCCGACGCAGCAUGAACCUUCAGCUGCUGCCGCCUGCUAGCGGCACCUACCAGCUGAGGCUGUACGCCAGGCCCGAGAGCGCCACCACCCCCCUGAGUUGGGUGUGCUCCUUCACCGUGGAGUGCCCGCGACCCAGGGCCACCGAGGAGAUCCCGGAGAACCCGUAUCUGUCAUGGGGGCUGCAGCCAACGGCCGGGUCCUUGGGAGUGACGGGUAGCAAUCUGGGCAGCGAGGUGGCCGAGGUGGAGGACGGGCGCUUCAAGUUAGCAUUGAGGACGUCACGCUCGCUCAUGAUGCUCUGUGAACUGGUCCACCCGGACCUGGAGGCUUCGGUGACAAAGCGUUGCUUAGCGCCGCAGAUCCAAGCAGAGCUUCUGACUUGCCACGUCCUCUGCCCGUCACGCGGCUUCUACCGCCUCUCCGUCUUUGUGCGCGACUACGAGAAGAUGGACGUCAAGUUCCAGAACGCCGCCAACUUCCUGCUGCACUGCCAGGUGAACGCGAUCGGCCAGGACGAGCUCUUCCCGCCCAACCUGGGCUCAACGUGCGGGCCUGGCACCCGCACCUCGCAGGCGGGCUUGUCCAAAUUCAGCCACACUGCGGCGCUGGUGAGCACACCACAGGGCAAAUGCAACAUCACCUUCCACAACCAGCGAGACCUCGACCUGCACACCACGCUCAACCAGGCCGAUGAGGACAAAACCUCGGCCUUCCCGCUGGCGCGCCACCUUUUCUGCACGCACACCGACAGCAAGGUGACGGUGAGCGUGGGCCUGCCGGGCGCCGGCACGUACCGGCUGGGCUUGUACGCCAGGACCGCCCCCGACGGAGACUUUAACCCCAUGUGUGACUUUGUGCUGAGGAACAGCUGCGCCCAAGCGCGCCUUCCUUUCCCUCGCGUCUACGCUGCCUGGAGCAAAGGCUGCGUGCUUUUUGAGCCCCGCGCCGGACUGCUGGACGCCGCCUCCUGGGUCCGCUUCCGGGUGAGGGUCCCGGGGGCACGGCGGGUGUGCGUGGUUGGUGACGGGCGGACGGAUCUGAAAGCCAACAAGAGCCGGGUCUGGGAAGGCGAGGUGUUUAGCGCGGAGGCUGUGGCCGAGCUCAAACUAGCGGCCAACUUGGGAGAUUCUGGAGAAAUGGCCGUUUUGAUGACCUUCGACGUAAAAAAGCCGACGUUUGGGUGUUUACCUUGAGAUUCAGCUUAAGGUCCUGCUCUUUGUCCUCACUAGUAAGACAAUUCAAGCUUUGAAAGCCAUUUAAGCAUUUGAUGUCCUUGAGAGCCAUCUUAAGGUGAAAUCCCGAUCAAAAGAAUUCCUUUUGCCUUAGUCCAUAUCAGGUGUGGCCUGCAUCCGCUCGACUGUUCACUCAACCCAGCGAGAGUGACGAGUGUUAACACCGGGCUGUCAAGGUGCUCCGCAAAUAAACCAACACAAUGGGGGGGGGGGGGGGGGAUGCCGGCGGUGGAUAUUCACAGAAACACUUGGUUGAUAUUUCAAGUGGGGGUGUGGGAGGGGGGGGGGGGGGUGGCGAGGUGUGUGUGCGCGCGUGGGCCUUGCCUUAAGUCGCUGGGGGAGAAACAGGCGGCUCGGCGGUGGCAGCAGGGAAAGCUGAUGUCAGGGGCUCGCCAUGUGGACCGCUCCAUCUGCCUGGCAACAAUACACACGCACGAGGAAACAGGAGCCGUAAAAGCUACGCACGCGGGGCCGCAUCGGUGACGUUCUUGGCACUUUUGGGGCCGCUCUUGCUCUUUAUCACCACUCAGUGACACAAAAUCAAACAGUUGGGCCACAUUGAUGGUCAGGAUGCAUUUCAUGAACCUUUGAAAUGCUUUUAUAAUUUUUAUUCUUGUUAUUUCUAAUUUCGUUUUGGUUUUAAAUUUAGCUGGUUUUGAUUAGUUGUCAGAAUGGGUUGUUUUCAUCGGGAUUGUUUUUUUCCCAAAAAUACUAUGCUUUAGUUCUGUUGGAAUUAGGUUGACCUAUUUUUUUUAUGUGAUUACCACAUUACACCACAGUGAGUAUGAAUGAAUGAAUGAUCAGUUAAUUCUCAAAUCAAAUACAGGCACUUUCUAAGAGUCCACAGAGCAAAUGCAGUGCAUCAUAUUGCUUCUAAAAAGUUAAAUCGAAACAUUUUUUUUUUUAUUAUUCAUUUCUGAACCAAGAUAGCAGAGCACUAGUUACCUAGCAUCACAUUUUGGGACCAGAGCGGGUACGCCUACAACAAACCUUUUUGUUUUUUUUCAAUUUCACUUUUCAUAUUUUGUAAAAGCAUGCAUGAGGAGAUUUUAACAGUAGCUUAUCUUACAUUUGAAAUGCUAUUUGCAUGAACUUCAGUGGGUUGAGAAAAAAAAUGAUACUGUAUCACUAGAAAUCAAAACAAAUAAAAAAAUGAAAUUUGU
Syngnathus acus (greater pipefish) is the source of this 3788-nucleotide messenger RNA. It is a transcript of the gene ky, whose product is annotated as kyphoscoliosis peptidase. NCBI's taxonomy places the organism in Eukaryota, Metazoa, Chordata, Actinopteri, Syngnathiformes, Syngnathidae. Bases 100 to 2586 code for a protein of 828 amino acids. The transcript is spliced from 7 exons. The record is from RefSeq and is a predicted model, not a curated record.